GGAGAAUGACCCCCCUCAAGUGAGGAGAGCGAGUGAAGCGCAGCCUCUCUAGACUCGGGGCCGAGGUGGGCGUGAACGAAGGGAAGAUAAGAAGCCUGUACCAUGAGGAAUGCUUUGUCAGGACUCUCGCCAUCAUUUUUGGUAAGCAAAGGAAAUAACUGAAAAUGACAAGUAGAAGACUUGAGGAGUCCAUGAGGGCUGUUCAGAUGGGAUUAGUCAAAAUGCUUAAAGGAUUCCAAAGCAAGGUUUUGCCACCCCUGAUUCCAAAGGUGGUUACAGAAGAAGAAGUAAACCGAAUGUUUUCAGGAAUCGACCUGGAUCAGGCAUUAUUCCAGCCCUUUCCAUCAGAAAUUGUAUUUCAGAACUACACUCCUUGUGAAGUCUAUGAAGUUCCACUGGUUUUGAGGAACAAUGACAACAUUCCAAGGUUGGUGAAAGUUGUUGCGGAAAGCUCACCUUACUUUAAAGUAAUCAGCCCCAAAGAUAUUGGCCACAAAGUAGCUCCAGGAGUGCCAUCCAUAUUCCGAAUCCUCUUUACUCCAGAGGAGAACAAGGAUUAUGCCCAUAUGUUGACCUGUGUUACUGAAAGAGAAAAGUUUAUUGUACCCAUCAAAGCCAGAGGUGCACGAGCCAUCCUCGAUUUUCCUGACGAGCUGAAUUUUUCCACCUGCCCCGUCAAAUACAGCAGUCAGAAGAUUCUGCUGGUACGAAACAUUGGCAAUAGAGAUGCUGUGUUUCACAUCACAACUUGCAAGCCUUUCUCUGUGGAGCCAUCUGUUGGAACUCUUAGUGUGGGAGAGUCCAUGCAGCUGGAAGUGGAUUUUGAGCCACAGACUGUGGGCAAUCACAGCAAAAGGCUUAUUGUGUAUUACGACACAGGUGAGAAAGUGUUUGUAUCUCUGUAUGGAGCUGCCAUAGACAUGAAUAUAAGGCUGGACAAGAAUUCCCUGGUCAUCGAGAAAACCUACAUAUCUCUGGCCAAUCAGCGAACUGUAACUAUUUACAACCGCAGUGACAUCAUUGCCCAUUUCCAGUGGAAGAUAUUUGCUGCCCAGGGAGAGGAAGACAGAGAAAAGGACAGGGUCUGUGAGCAUCUGAUCAAAGAGGAAAAGAAUGAGACCGAUGAGUUUCUUGAAGAGUGUGUUAUUGAUCCUUCCCUCCGAGAACGUCUCUCCAUUCUCUCCCGCAGCUUUGAGAAUCAGAGAAGGCUGAUUCAGGCAAACGUCGUGCUCUCCUUGAAUAACAUUUUCACCGUUGAGCCCCUGGAAGGUGAUGUCUGGCCCAACUCAUCAGCUGAAAUCACUGUGUACUUUAACCCCCCGGAAGCCAAAGUCUACCAACACACUGUUUACUGUGACAUUUCAGGCCGAGAAAUCCGCCUGCCCCUCCGAAUCAGAGGGGAAGGAAUGGGACCAAAGAUUCACUUCAACUUUGAAUUGCUGGAUAUUGGAAAAGUUUUUGUGGGAACUGUACAUUGUUAUGAGGCCAUACUCUUCAACAAAGGUAGCAUCGAUGCCCUCUUCAACAUGAUCCCUCCAACUUCGGCUUUGGGGACCUGCUUUAUUUUCAGUCCCAAGGAAGGUAUCAUCGAACCAAGCGGAGUCCAGGCUGUCCAGAUUUCCUUCAGUUCCUCCAUCCUGGGACACUUCGAAGAAGAGUUCCUGGUCAAUGUCAAUGGGUCACCUGAGCCUGUGAAACUGACCAUUAGAGGCUGCGUCAUUGGACCCACCUUCCAUUUUAAUGUUCCUGCUCUGCACUUUGGUGACGUUUCCUUUGGGUUUCCUCAUACCUUGAUAUGUUCCCUCAAUAAUACCUCCUUGGUUCCCAUGACCUUCAAACUGCGUGUCCCUGGGGAUGGUGUUGGCCAUAAAAGCAUUUCAAGUAGUGAGCAGUAUUCAGACAACAAAAGACCACCUUGGAACAAGGAUGAAGUACCUACAACAAAACCAAAAGAAUUCACCAUCACUCCCGACUGUGGCACCAUUCACUCCCAAGGAUUUGCUGUUAUCAGGGUGACCUUAUGCUCUAACACUGUGCAGAAGUAUGAGCUGGCUCUGGUAGUGGACGUGGAGGGCAUUGGGGAAGAAGUGCUGGCGCUCCUGAUUACAGCCAGGUGUGUUGUACCUGCCCUCCACGUGAUUAAUACAGAGAUGGACUUCGGGCACUGCUUCCUGAAGUACCGAUAUGAGAAAAUGGUACAGCUUGUCAAUGAUGACGACCUCCCAGGAUGCUAUGAGGUCCUGCCUCCGGUAUAUGAGGCCUCGUCCGCUGUGUGGCUCUCUAGUCCCAGCCCCUGUGGAAUCAUCUCUCCCCACAGCACCGUUCACAUACCUUUGACCUUGGAGACCCAGGCCAUUGCGGAGCACAGGGCCACAGUUUACAUCUCCAUCUUCGGGAGCCAGGACCCUCCUCUGGUAUGUCACGUAAGGAGCAUCGGAGAAGGCCCUGUUAUCUACGUGCGGCCCUUUCAAAUUGAUUUCGGCACUAUCGAUGUCCUAAAGGACUUCUCCAGGAUUCUCAGGCUAUCUAACCAGUCCUUCAUCCCUGGAGUAUUUCGGGCACACAUGGCACACAAAAAGUCCCUUUGGAAAGUUGAACCCAGUGAAGGCAUGGUUCCCCCGGACAUUGAUAUUCAACUGACAGUGACUGCCAACCUGAAUGAUGAACUGACAUUUAAGGACAUGGUCAUUUUGGAAAUUGAAAAUAGCAACACCUAUCGGAUUCCUGUCCAGGCUUCAGGGAUUGGCUGCACCAUUGUUUCAGAUAAGCCCUUUGCUCCAGAACUCAAUUUGGGAGCAUAUUUUAGCCUGGACACCUGUUACUACCGCUUCAAAUUGACCAACAAGGGGCGUCGGAUCCAACAGUUGUUCUGGAUGAAUGAAAAUUUUUGUCCCCAGAGCAAGCUGAGCAAGAAAGGCCUGGCUAAGAAGGGACUUGCUAAGAGCCAGCCCCAGCCCCAGCGCCAGGGCCCCCAGGCACCCAGGGAUCCCCAGAGCCCCGUGUUUCAGCUCUACCCCGUCAGGAUGGAGCUGUACCCAGGCCAGACCAUCGAUGUGAUACUCGAAGGCUACUCUGCUACUCCCAGGAGAGUCAAAGAAAAGCUGGUAUGCCAUGCCACUAUCGGGGCACAGACAGGGAAGAACGUGGUGAUGACUGUCAACAUCAUCUGUGAGUUUAUAGCACCACUUAUCCAGCUCUCCACCAAGCAGCUCAUAUACCGACUGGAGAAGGAACCUAAUGCUACCUUGGAACCUGAUUACCAGCCCUUGGUCAUGAAGAACAUUUCCACCCUGCCCGUGACCGUGUUGCUCUCAACAAACAGACCCUUCUUAAUCUGUGAGACUGAUAAGUCUCUGUUGCCCUUAAAUCCUGAGCCCAUGAAACUGGGGAUUGGUGAAGAAAAAAGCCUGCUGGUCAAAUUUGACCCUUCCCACAGAAGCGAUUUGAACAACUGGGUGGCAGAAGAAACCCUAGCAAUCAAGUAUGUGGAGCACCCUCAGGUGGACAUCCUGAACCUUCGUGGUGAGGUGCAUUACCCCAACCUCAGCUUUGAGACCAUGGAGCUGGAUUUCGGCUGUAUCCUGAACGACACUGAGGAGAUCCGCUACGUCACCAUCACCAACUGCAGCCCGCUGGUUGUGAAGUUCCGCUGGUUCUUCCUGGUGGACGACGAGGAAAACCAGAUAAGAUUUGCGACAUGGCCAAGGAAGCCCUACAGUGCCCUCCUGUCUCAGACGGAGUCCAUCGCAGCAACCCCAGUGUCUGCCAGCUUGCCAGCAGUCCCAGCAGUCGAGCCCCCUGAGAUUGAUCUGAGUGACUUCAUUAAGACUACCCUUGUGGAUGAAAAUUUGGGUUCCGAAGAAAAAGAGCACAAGAAAGCACAAGCGCCAAUGCUGGUCAUCUCAGAUGGAGUAAAAGUGAACUCUGCUGAAACAGAAAGGAUAGAUCCAAACCAGAACCAGGUGGAGAUUCAGGAAUCCCUGUGGUUAUCUGAACAGGAUGAGAUGCUUUCCAUUGGGAUAGAAGAAGUGUUUGAUAUUUUGCCCCUCUGUGGAGUGCUGCAGCCAAACGGUAGCCUCCAGAUAUCUUUCACCUUCUAUGGACACUGUGACAUCGUGGCCCAGGCUAAAGCUCUGUGCGAAGUGGAAGGAGGGCCCACCUAUGAGAUAACACUGAGGGGAGAGGCAUCCCUGAUCAGCUAUUCCUUUGACAACAAGGACAUUAACUAUGGAUUACAGCUGUUUCACCAAGUCACAGAGAAUGAAAUCACACUGAAGAACACUGGGAAAGUCGGCUUUGAAUUCAAGGCUCUGACUGACCACCAGCCUUCACCAGACAACCUUAUGCCGGGAGUGCCACUAAUCCUGCCUCUCUCGGGUUUUAUCAGUUCGCUUAAAAAGCAGGUGUUGAAGGUUUACUACUUACCUGGAGUACCUGGGGUCUUUCAAAGGAGCUUCCAGAUACAGAUCGCCCACCUAGACCCAGAAAAUAUCACACUUAGUGGAGAAGGCAUCUUUCCCCGCAUCUGCCUCGAUCUUCCCAGGAACCUCAAAGGAAAUGAAAAGUAUGAGACCUUCUUCAAUCAGGCCAAACAAAACCUAGAAAAAGAGUCCAACAAAUGUGAAAUGCUGUAUCACUUAGAGACAACUGAGGAAAUGCCUGAGGAUGAGUCUUCUGAGUUAAAUGCCCAACUCCAGAUGGAAGUAGAGCGACUUAUAGUCGAAAGCUAUGCCAUAGAGCAUCAGAAAACAAUUAUCCCAAAUCCCAUGGAUGAUGUCAGCCUUUGGAGUCGCCGCAGGCUGGCCAAAAUCCAGCUGCCAGAGUACAUCCUGGACUUUGGCUUCAUGAUCCUUGGUGACGUCCGAACCCACAUUAUCAAGAUCACCAACACCAGUUACUUCCCAGUGUCCUUCCACGCAGAAAAGCGUGUCCUUCGCGACACAGGCUUUAGUAUCGAACUAGACCGUGUAAAGAAUCUGCCUUACUGUGAAACGGAAACAUUUGAAGUGAGAUUUGACCCACAAGGGACCAGUCUUUCUGUUGGAAACAAAGAGGUCAUUCUGCCCAUCAAGGUGGUUGGAGGCCCAACAGUUCACAUCUGUCUCCAAGCCACAGUGACCGUUCCCACUAUGACACUGUCAAGUGACAAAGUGGAGUUUGCCACAAUUCAGUGUGGGCAGUGCCUCAUGGAAACCAUUCAGCUUUCCAAUCAUCUCCAAGUCCCUUGUGAAUGGCUUGCCCACAGCCCGAAGCCAUUUAACAAGCUGGAGAAACACAUGCCAAAGUACUUAAGACAGAAGCUACAUGCCAAAUUACAGCCAAACACACAGAUCUUUGAGAUCCAGCCCACUUCUGGGGUUUUGCAUCCUGGUGAGAAGUUCAAUGUGCAAGUGAAAUUCAUGCCCAAAGAAGAGAAAUUCUACAGUCAAACCCUGGUGUUCCAGAUAGUGCAGGGCUCUCAGAAGCUUAUGCUGCUGGUGCAGGGGCAAGGCUUAGAGCCACGGCUGGAGUUUAGCCCCUCCGUUGUGGAGCUGGGACCACUGCUGCCUUACACAACUGGAGAUGAGGCUGAGGUGGUGGUGAAGAAUCCCUGCGACUUUCCCAUUGAGUUUUAUUCCUUAGAGUUUGACCAGCAGUAUCUCCUAGAAGAGAAGAUCUUGCGAACGCUGAAGAGCUAUGAUUCCAAUAACACCCUGCUGGUGCCACCCCGCAUCCCAGGAGAAAAGCUGCCCCAAGAGGUGUACGAGUACUUUAAGGAGAUAAACCGGUCAAAAGAGGAGCAGAUGCAGAUGAAAUACCUGGAGUCUCUGGUGCAGGAGAAUGAAGAUGAAGAUGUGCCCUUGUCAGAUCAGGGGAUCUCCACCAGCACGAAGAUGUCCUCACUUAGCCAAGCGAUCUCUGCCCUGGGCGACCUGGGAGAGUGGUACAACUCCAAGAUCAACCUAGAUGAAGAGGAGGACGAUGAAAGCCUGGAAAAAAUGUUUCAAGAUGACAAGAUACAGAGCACUGACAGCCAUUCCACAGAGGAAACUGGAGAAAUAGAGAACAACCCAGUGAGCAAGGCAAUCGCUCGACACCUGGGCAUUGAUAUUCCUGCAGAAGGCCACAUGGCCAAGAACCGGAAAGGCAUCGCCAUUAUCAUCCAUGGGACACCCUUGUCAGGCAAGUCAGCCACGGCAGUCAGCAUUGCCAAGUACUACAGUGCAGCCUGCUUAAACAUCGAUUCCGUCGUGCUGGAAGCCAUCUCUGACGGCAGCAUCCCGGGGCUCCGGGCCCGUGAGCUCUGCAUCAGGGCUGCCAUAGAGCAGUCCAUGAAGGAAGGAGAGGAGUCUGCCCAGGAGGUUGCUUUGAGCCAAAAUGCCUUAGGACAAACACGACUGAGCAGUGAGACCCUGGGCAAGUUAACCUCAGAAUCCACUCUGGUAAACCCCGAAAUGAAACCUGCAAAGCCUGUGCGUGGGAGCAUGCUGCUCGCCAAAGGCAAGUCAGAGAGCCACGGCUCCGGGUCUCAGAAGCAGCAUCACCAGCACUCAUCUGAAACACCCCAGGUUUCCUCCAGCCCUCUCCCCUCGGGGCCCACACAGCGCCGGCUCAGUGUCAGCGCCAGUAUCGGAGGUGAGACUGGGCUGCUGAGCUGUGUGCUCCCUGAGGAACUGCUCAUUCAGAUCCUGGCCGAGCGCAUACAGCUGAGUGAUUGCUACCGAGGGGUGGUGUUCGAUAGCCUCGAGACGCUCUUUGCUCGGAAUGGAGCCAUUGGCCUCCUGUGCCUGCUGAAGGCCAUCGGCAACCGGGAGCACAUCUACGUUCUCAACAUGGCUCAGGAUUACGCAGCCAUGAAGGCCCAGGAGAAAGCCAAAAAGGAGCUGGAAGAGCACAAACGCAGGGAAAUGCUUGAGAAAGAAAAGGAGCGUCUCCAAAAUAUGGAUGAGGAAGAAUAUGAGGCCUUGACAGAGGAGGAGAAAACCGUGUUCGAUAGAGAGGUUCAGCAGGCCCUCCGGGAGAGGAAGAAGAGGGAGAUGGAGAGAUUGGCAAAGGAGCUGCAUGAAAAGAAGCUACAGCAGGAGCUGGAGCGGCAAAAGGAAGAAGAUGAGCAAAAGAGAAAGACCAGGAAAGCAAAGCAAGGACCAGUAAAGGAGGAACCGUCCCUGAAGAAACCACAGACAUCAAGCCGGCAGAUUUCUAUUUUGUCCAAACUAGAUGUCAAGACAGACACAGUAGAAAGAAAAAUCUCCUCCGUUAAGGACCAGGUAACAGAUGAGAAGGAGGAACUAAGCAAGAAGAGAAAGACCCAGCUGGCAGAUAACAUUUUUGGGUUUACUGUUGUCCAGGAGCAAGAGGACAGUGAAGGGGACCUCUCGAAGGACACUGACCAGACUCUGGCCCAGAAGUUUAAGACCUAUGAGUUGACUUGGAAGGAUAUCCAGAACAUCCUCACAUACUGGGACCGGAAGCAGGGAGUUCAGGUGCCUCCUGCUGGGGCCGAGGACCUGCCCCACGAGCCCGAUGACCAGCGCCAGGCCCCAUCGGGUGGACGCCGAGGCCGCAAGGACCGCGAGAGGGAACGUGCAGAGAAGGAGCGAGCUGAAAAGGAGCGCCUGGAGCGGGAGAAGGCUGAGAAGGAGCGUCUGGAGAAACUCCGGGCACUGGAGGAGCAGAGCGAUGGAGGAGAGGGGGACAGGGAGGAGGACCACGAAGGGAAGAGGGAUCUGGGCGUGCCCUUCAUAAACAUCCAGACGCCUGACUCGGAAGGCUCCAACUGGAAGCAGGCCCUGGACACCGACAGGCUCCCCAAAGCGGAUCAGGCCCAGGAGGAGCAGGCCGCCUCAUCUAAGGGGAACAAACAGAAACAGAAAGAAAAAACAGAUCAGCCCCGCGAGACUCAGAAGGACAAACGUCGUGUGGCCUCCAACAGGAAGGGCCUUACUGAUACAACUUCUCAAAUCGUUGUCCCCCUGUCAGAUCUAGACCAGAACAAUUUCUCUGAGCAGCACUUCCAGGAGAAAUUCAUCAGGCUGAAUCAUUUCCGGUGGAUCGUGCCAGCCAACGGUGAGGUGACGUUGCGAGUGCACUUCUCUUCUACUGACCUCGGGAACUUUGACCAGACGUUUAACUUCGAGAUCCUUGGAACUCGCCGCCAGUACCAGCUUUACUGCCGCAGUGUCUGCACUUACCCAUACAUUUGCCAAGACCCAAAAGUGGUGUUCCCUCAGCGGAAGAUGGACAUGAAGAGAGAUGAAAUCGUCUUUAAGAAAUAUGUUAUGAGCAUGGAGAGGUUUUACUUCGGGCCACUGCUUUGUGGAAAAUCAAGAGAUAAAUACAAGUCAUCCUUGUUCCCGGGCAACAUGGAGACACUGACAAUCCUGAACACUUCCCCGAUGGUCGUGGAUGUGUUCUUCUCUUUCCAGAAUGAUGUCAAAGCAAACACUUACUUCUUGGAGCCCAUGAGCAUGACUCUAAAACCCAAUGAGAAGCAGAUGCUGAACAUAUGGGCCUACCCUACCGCAGUUGGUGUCUUUGAAGACAGCAUUGUCUGCUGCAUCAAGGAGAACCCAGAGCCAGUCAUCUUCAACUUAAGCUGCCAGGGGAUCCGCCCAGAACUGGAGCUGGAUCCCAGGCAAUUACAUUUUGACCGGCUCCUGCUGCACAGAAAAGAAACCAAGGUACUUCUUCUCCGCAACGUCACUAACCUGCCCGUAGCCUGGCGGAUCUCCAGCCUGGAGCACCUGGGCGAUGACUUCACCGUGUCCAUGGUACAGGGCUCCAUCCCCGCCAGGGCUGAGUACAGCCUGCAGGUGCACUUCCAGCCCUCCAAACCCGUCAACAUCAAGAAGGCAAUUCGGCUAGAGGUUUUAGACGUAGACAAUCUUGUUGGAAUUGUUCAAGUUGAGAACAUCAUGGUCUUUGCAGAGUCCUACGACAUCGCCUUGGACAUCACCUUCCCCAAAGGAGCUGAAGGAGGCCUCGAUUUUGGGAUUGUGAGGGUCAUGGAGGAGGUGAAGCAGCCCCUGCAACUGAAGAACCGUGGGAAAUAUGAGAUCAUGUUCAGCUUUUCUGUGGACUCCUUAGGGAUUUCGGUGACCAAUUUAAAUUCUAUGAUCUCAGUCCAACCCAAGAAGGGCUCACUGACCACCACAGAAAAGCCCACCAAUGUCCAGGUUUUCUUCCGUGCAAAAAAGGAAGUGAAGGUCGAGCACCAGCCAAUCCUGCGCUGUCAGAUCAUUGAACCCAAUGUUGCAGAAGGAGGUGAAAUCAUUGCCAGCAUCCCAAUUAAAUUUUCUGUGAAUGCAGUGUGCUCCAAAUACCACAUUAGCCCAUCCUCCGUCAUCAAUUUUGGGGCUUUGAUCUGUGGCACUCGUAAGAGUACCACCUUCACCAUAGAAAAUCAAGGUGUUAUUGACUUCAAGUAUGCCCUUUAUAGGCUGACGGGAGAGAGCCCCAUUUAUCAAAAGAAAAUGAUCAGCCAUAUUCGGCAGACCAGAUCCCGGGAAAGCGACGCCUUCUACAAGACUGGCCCUUCCAAAGCAACCAAGUUCUCUGAGUCUGUUCAGAAAGAUGUAAACAUCACUAACCAGAUGCGCUUCACCCAUGGCAUGUUCACCGUGUACCCUGGGUUUGGCUCCAUUCCUUCCGGAGGAACGCAGGUCAUCACCGUUGACUGCGUGGCUGACCCUGUGGGAAGGUGUGAGGAGUUUAUAGCUAUCGAUAUCUCUGACCGAGACCCAAGAGACCAGCCUGCUGGCAUUCCGUACAGCUUGUUGGCUGAAGCCUGUCUACCAGCCUUCGUGACGGACAACAAUGCCUUGAUAUUUGAGGAGCACCAGAUCUGUAGCAGUGCCAACAUGCACAACAUCCUGCAGACCAUAGAGAGCGGGGGGCUGUUUGUGGAGGACGAGAACAAGUUCAUCUUCAGCAACGUCCUGGUGGGCCAUCAGGCCAAGGCUCGGUUUAAGAUCAGCAAUGUGGGAAAGAUCGCGUGUGAUGUGAACCUUGUAGUUAAGCCUGUCUCCAGCAAGAUUAUUGCCCGCAUCGUCGACAUCUUUGAAGUGGAACCCAACAAGAUGUGUGUUGCCAGUCGUUCGCAUGCCUUUGCCACGGUGUCCUUCACCCCACAGGCCAUGCAGACCUACCAGUGUAUCUUCGAGGCUACCUUGGAUGGCUUGCCCAGCAACCUCACCAAGAACCGAAGCCUCAUGUUUGAUAUCGUGGGAGAGGGGAACCUCCCUCGAGUGACUAUUGUGCGGCCAAUUCUCCAUAACCAAUACGGAAACCCCUUGCUCCUCUUUAAGAGGCUUCUUCUUGGUCGUUCAGAGAAACUACCUCUCAUCCUCAAGAACAAUGGCACGAUCUCCACUCAGGUACUGCUGGAGGGUGAAGCAUGGGGUGGAAAGGGAGAAGAAUCAUUCAAAACUGCUCUGGUGGACCACAUCCAGUUUGGGGACUGCCACAUUGGAAACAGCUAUAACGUGAGCUUCACAGUCACAAACCACAGCCAAGUGAAUGUGCUACGGUUUCAGUGGCCCCUUUUAGCUACAGUUACCUUUUCCCCACAGAUGGGCCACCUUCACCCUGGGUGUGCCAAGGACAUAAUGGUGACCAUGAAGUCAGACGUGCCCAUCAACCUGAAGAAGAUGGGGAUCAAGUGCAAGCUCUCCAAGAUCAUGUUUCCACUCCCUGCAGACCAGGUCUCUGACUGGGAUGACCGCAUGCACACGGUCAAGUGGGUAGACGUGCCCAGAACCAUGCCUGGGACUUUGACUACAAAACAAAAAGUGAUAGAGACGGAUCCUGAGCCUGCUCACUCAGUACUAGAAGAACACUACCGAGAGCUGAUGCUUCAGAUCAGUGCCAAUGUGAAUUUCGCUUCAUACCAGUGCCAAACGAGAGAAGUGCACUUUAAGGAAACGCUAGUUUACCAGACCCGAGUGUUUGAGUUUGAACUGAUUAAUUCAGGAAAUGUGCAGCUGGAAUUCAGCUGGAUCUCAGAAGAGAUGGCAAAGGCUGUCAGCUUCGCCAUGCCGGAUAACCAAGGUUUCUCUCAUAAAGAUCAGCUUAGCCAGGGCACGCUGCCGACAGGCAGUACCCUGGACAGCGCCAUGGACCACUGGAGCGAAACUCCCCCACUGUCCUUCUCUGUGGAGCCUGCCUCAGGCAUUGUGCCCGUGGGGAAGACUCAGAAGAUCAAAGUGAAAUUCUCCCCACUGGAGGUGGGAGACUUCGAGAACAAUCUUUUCUGCCAGAUUCCCAACCUGCCACCUGGAGAGCAAGGCCCAGUCCUGUCAGCAAAAGGGCGGAGUUUCUUGCCCAUCUGCCAUUUUGACCUGAAAGACUCGGAUUACAUCAGCGGUCAUCGGCGCAACCCAGAUCUCCGAGGGCCUGGUGGUGGGGCUCUGAAUCCAGACACCCGGGUGAUUGAGUUCACCAGCGUGGGCAUAGGAGGGAAGAAUCUCCGGACUUUUACAAUCCUGAACCCGACCACUACCAUCUACUCCUUCUGCUGGAUCUCUGAAGAAACUGAAAGUCUCCAGAAUCCUCCAGCCUUCACAUGCCUUACAAAGAAAGGCUUCAUCCACCCAGAAAAGAAAGCCGAGAUUGUCUUCCAGUUCACGCCUUCCCAUCUGGACAUCACAGAAGCAUUCUGGAGUUUCUUAAUCCCUGAACACAAUAUCACAGUCCCUUUCCUGCUGGUAGGCAAAGCCUCUGACCCACUCAUCAUUCUGAACAAGUCACACCUCAACUUCAGUUGUCUCCUCAUUGGCAGAGAAGCCAGGGAGACCGUGGAGAUCAUCAACAGGGAGGAGCAGGGCUUCAAUUUCGCCUUCCAGGACAACUCCCGAUAUUCUGAAGGUUUCAGUGACAGCCUGGUCGUAUGUCCCAUGGAAGGCUGGCUCCCACCACGGUCCAGGUUACCAAUUGAUAUUUUCUUAACCCCAAAGAAAGAAGGAGAUGUGAACUUUAAUUUGAUCUGCAAUGUGAAAAACAAAGCCUACCCUUUGACCUUAAAUAUCAAGACUGAGGGCUACAGUAUGAAUGCAGAAAUCAAGUGCAAAGACAGGACUGGCUCAAUCACUCUCUUGACUCCCAACCAGACCACCACUGUCAACUUCUAUGAGGUGGAGUUGAAUGAAUGUGUCCAGUGUGAAUUCACCUUUAUCAAUGCUGGAAAGUUCAACUUCAGCUUCCAUGCAGAGCUAUCUGGCCCCAAAGCACUGCUGCAGUACUUAGAAUUUUCACCCACUGGUGGCAGUGUGGAUGUGGGACAGAGUGCACCUGCCUCCCUGUCUUUCCAACCAUUUAAAAAGUGUGUCUUGAAGGGCCUGGAACUCAGAAUCAAGAUCAGCCAUGGUCCAACAUUUACGUGCAGCAUCUCAGGCUGUGCCGUGAGCCCAGCCAUCCAUUUCUCCUUCACCAGCUACAACUUUGGGACCUGCUUCAUCUACCAAGCUGGGAUGCCCCCAUACAAACAAAUCCUGGUCAUCACCAACAAGGAAGAAAUGCCUGUGAGCAUAGAUUGUUUGUACACCAAUACCAACUACCUCGAGGUGAACUUCCACGUUGAUGUGAUAAAGCCAGGAAAGGCACUGGAGAUUCCCAUUACCUUUUACCCUCGAGAAAGUAUCAAUUAUCGAGAACUCAUCCCCUUUGAAAUCAAUGGGCUCUCACAACAAGUAGUUGAAAUCAAAGGGAAAGGCACCGAAAUGAAGAUUUCAGUCCUCGAUCCAGCCAGUAGGAUUGUGAAGUUAGGAGCUGUCCUGCCAGGACAGGUUGUGAAAAAAACGGUUUCCAUCAUGAACAACAGCCAUGCCCAGCUCACAUUUAACCAAUCAAUCCUGUUCUCAAAUCCAGAACUCCAGGAACCCAAGGUCAUCACCUUGAUACCCUUUCAAAACAUCACUCUGAAGCCCAAAGAAACCCGUAAGCUGGAAGUCAUCUUUGCCCCAAAGAAGCGCAUCACUCCCUUCUCCGAGGAAGUGCUCAUGGAAUGCAUGGGGCUCCUGCGCCCCCUCUUCAUCCUCAGUGGCUGCUGCCAGGCCCUGGAGAUCUCCCUGGACCAAGAGAAUCUUGCCUUCGGGCCAGUCAUAUAUCAGACGCAAGCCACACGUCGCAUCCUCAUGCUGAACACGGGCGACGUGGGUGCAAGGUUUAAAUGGGAUGUCAAAAAAUUUGAGCCUCAUUUCUCCAUCAGCCCAGAAGCAGGCUAUAUCACUGCAGGCAUGGAGGUGUCUUUCGAAGUGACCUACCAUCCCACCGAGGUGGGCAAGGAGAGUCUCUACAAAAAUUUGCUCUGCUUCAUCCAGGGAGGCAGUCCUCUGAGCCUUACCCUCUCUGGAGUCUGUGUGGGACAACCUGCCAUAAAAGAGGUGGUAAAUUUCACCUGCCAGGUGCGCUCCAAGAAUACACAGACCAUCCUGCUUUCAAACCGCACCAACCAGACCUGGAAUCUGCACCCCAUCUUUGAGGGUGAGCACUGGGAGGGGCCCGAGUUCAUCACUCUGGAGCCUCAUCAGCAAAACAAGCCCUAUGAGAUUACAUACAAGCCCCGUACCAUGAACUUGGAGAACCGCAAGCAUCAGGGCACCCUCUUCUUCCCCCUCCCAGAUGGGACUGGCUGGCUGUAUGCACUGCAUGGGACUUCCGAGCUCCCCAAAGCCGUGGCUGUUAUCUACCGCGAGGUGCCAUGUAAGACACCGUACACUGAGCUCCUGCCAGUCAACAACUGGCUAAACAAGCCCCAGAGAUUCCGGGUCAUUGUGGAAAUCCUGAAACCAGAGAAGCCAGACCUAACCGUCACCCUAAAGGGCCUUGAUUACAUUGAUGUAUUGUCUGGCUCCAAGAAGGACUACAAGCUGAACUUCUUUUCUUACAAGGAAGGACUGUACAAUGCAAAGGUGAUCUUCCGAAACGAGAUGACCAACGAGUUCUUAUACUACAUGGUGAGCUUCAGGGUCAUCCCUUCAGGGGUCAUCAAAGCCAUUGAGAUGGCGAGCCCCGUCCGGCAGAGUGCAUCGGCCACCAUCAAGGUGGAGAACCCCCUGCCCUACUCGGUGACCUUUGCCACGGAAUGCAGGGUGCCCGACAUCAGCCUGCCCUCGCAGUUUGUUGUGCCUGCUAACUCUGAGGGCACAUUCUCAUUUGAAUUCCAGCCCCUGCGAGCUGGAGAAACCUUCGGGAAACUAGUUCUGUACAACAGCGAUUUGGGUUACUACCAGUAUGAGCUCAAUUUGAAGGCCAUGCCAGCACUGCCUGAAAAGCCUGUCCACUUCCAGACUGUUCUUGGCAGCGGCCAGAGCAUCUUUGCCAAGAUCAUCAAUUACAGCCGGCAGAAGACAGAAUAUUACUGCAGGACCGACUGUCCAGACUUCCACACGGAAAAGGUCAUUGGCGCAGCCGCGGGGGCUCAAGGAGGCACAGAAGUCAGUGUGGAAAUCUAUUUUGAGCCCAGCCGCCUGGGUGAGACCAAGGGCAUCCUGAGCCUGUCGUCACUUACAGGCGGGGAGUAUACCGUCCCCCUCUUCGGAGUGGCUCUGCCUCCCAAGCCACAAGGUCCCUUCCUGAUCCGAGCCGGGUACAACAUAGUCAUUCCCUUCAAGAAUGUUUUCUACCAAACCGUCACCUUCUCCUUCAUAGUGGAGAACCCAGCCUUCUCCGUUCGUGCCAUAGACUCUGUGCGGCCCAAGAAGGUCAACAACAUCACAGUCUACUUUGAAGGAAACCCAUCAGGCAGCAAAACUCCCAUCACCACCAAGCUGAUUGUGGCAUGCCCUCCGGGGGAAGGCAGAGAAACAGAAGUUAAAUGGGUUUAUUAUCUCAAGGGGAUCACCCCUUAGUGGCAACCAGGAUCAGCUGCAUCAAGAAAAAGCCACCUCCUCAGCCUGAAUAUCUAUGUAUUGUUCUAACCUGGCAAAGAAUAAAGAAAAUAGUCAGAGUUCUUAAGGUACUGUGUUAGCCUCCUCAUUCAAUUAUAGGGGCACUUAUUUCCAUAUUAUAUGUAUUCCAAAUAUAUGUAUGAAAUAUAUAUAGUCCACAUUAAACAUGGUAACUA
This is a messenger RNA of Hipposideros armiger (great roundleaf bat), 15040 nucleotides long. RefSeq names its product HYDIN axonemal central pair apparatus protein (gene HYDIN). Gene Ontology annotation, cellular component: axoneme. The coding region runs from base 165 to 14825 and encodes 4886 amino acids. NCBI's taxonomy places the organism in Eukaryota, Metazoa, Chordata, Mammalia, Chiroptera, Hipposideridae. The record is from RefSeq and is a predicted model, not a curated record. The transcript has 83 exons. Gene Ontology annotation, biological process: cilium movement; axonemal central apparatus assembly.